AUGCUGAACAUCAACGGCAAGGUACCGGAGUCUCUGUGCGACCUGCCGAGCCUCACACACCUCGACCUCUCCUACAACAACCUCACCGGCGGGUUUCCCGGCGCCCAGCUCUACGCCUGCUCCCAGCUCCGCUUCCUCGACCUCUCCUGCAACGCCUUCCACGGGGUCCUUCCGGAUGACAUCAGCCGCCUGUCGCAGGCCAUGGAGCACCUCAACCUGUCGGCAAAUUACUUCGGUGGCGCCGUGCCGGCCGCGGUGGCCGAGCUUCCGGCCCUAAGGUCGCUGCUUCUUGACACCAACCAGUUUACCGGAGAGUACCCAGCAGCCGAGAUAAGCAAGCUCACCAGGCUCGAGCAGCUGACGCUUGCCUGGAACCCGUCCGCGCCGGCGCCUGCACCGCCGAAGUUCGCCAAGCUGGCCAACCUGAGCUACCUCUGGAUGUCUGAGAUGAACAUGACCGGCGAGAUCCCAAAGGCAUACUCGAGCCUAGUGAACCUCCAGCUAAUUGCUAUAACCAAGAACAAUCUCACCGGCGAGAUCCCGGCAUGGGUCUGGCAGCAUCCAAAACUCGAGUACUUGUACCUGUUCGCCAAUGGACUCACCGGCAAACUACCGCGCAAAAUCAGGUCGGUGAAUUUGAUAGAGCUUGAUGUGUCGUCGAACCAUCUCACAGGAGAAAUACCAGAAGACAUUGGUAACCUCAAGAACCUGACCAUACUAUUCAUGUACACCAACCAGCUCACCGGCAUCAUUCCAGCAAGCAUAGCGAUGCUCCCAAAUCUCAGGGACCUCAGGCUAUUUGAAAACUUACCAAAGUUGACGACGUUGGUGAUAGAGAGCAAUGGUUUCACCGGGGCUUUACCAGCCGAGCUAUCUGAGAACAUCUCUCAGAUUGACAUAGGGAACAACAAGUUCUCUGGCUUCCUCCCAACUUCGGGAACCGGGCUGCUGGUGUUCAAGGCGGCAAACAACCUGCUCUUUGGCGAGCUACCGGCCGACAUGAGCAAGUUUGCCAACCUUACACGUUUGGUGUUGCGUGGCAACCAGCUAACUGGUUCCAUACCAUGA
Triticum turgidum subsp. durum (durum wheat) is the source of this 1068-nucleotide messenger RNA. Lineage: Eukaryota; Viridiplantae; Streptophyta; Magnoliopsida; Poales; Poaceae. The record is from the annotation of a GenBank genome assembly.